Aspergillus steynii IBT 23096 is the source of this 2237-nucleotide messenger RNA. RefSeq names its product DUF803 domain protein. The record is from RefSeq and is a predicted model, not a curated record. The transcript has 4 exons. Gene Ontology annotation, biological process: magnesium ion transport. Gene Ontology annotation, cellular component: membrane. NCBI's taxonomy places the organism in Eukaryota, Fungi, Ascomycota, Eurotiomycetes, Eurotiales, Aspergillaceae. Gene Ontology annotation, molecular function: magnesium ion transmembrane transporter activity. The coding region runs from base 186 to 1961 and encodes 591 amino acids.
CUUAUCUCCCUCCCCGACUUCAUUUCCCUCCACUCCCGCUUUCCUAUAUAUCCUCCCUGUUUUCCUGUCUGCUGCUCAUCUGAACUAUGGCGACCGUACUCUGGCUUGUUUCUCAGCUUCUCUAAUGCCCUCCCUCGUCUGGUCUUUGUCCGCCACUUUGCGACCAAUGCACGAGGAUACUCGAGAUGGGUAAUCUUGGUGACCUGUCGCCCCAGGGCAGUGUCGCGGUUGGGGUGAUUGUCGGGUUGAUCUCGACCAGCUUCCAGGCCAUUGGCUUGACCCUACAGCGCAAGUCGCAUAUCCUCGAGGACGAAAAGCACGACUACGAUCUACGAAGACCUCCUUACAAACGUCGGAGAUGGCAGCUGGGAAUGCUGAUGUUUGUCGUGUCGAACAUCGUGGGGAGUACGAUCCAAAUUACUACACUUCCGCUCCCGGUGCUCUCGACUCUCCAAGCGUCGGGACUUGUCUUCAAUACCAUCUUCGCUACCCUGAUCUUGGGCGAAGCUUUCACUAGAUACUCCCUCAUCGGCACCGUCCUCGUCUGCAUCGGCGCACUCUUGAUCGCGAUUUUCGGCGCCGUCGGGGAGCCCGCGCACACACUCGACCAACUUCUAGAACUCCUGCAACGGCGAGGGUUUAUCCUAUGGAUGGUGGGAACGGCUGUACUGGUGCUGGCCAUCUUACUGGGUUCCAAUUCUCUGAGAUAUUUCACCUCGUCGCGCGCCAAACACUCCGGCUCUCGCCAUCCGUGCUGUCCUUGCCUCCAAUUGCCUCCGAGCCGAGUGCGGCUGAUCCGUGGACUGUCAUACGGCCUGAUAAGUGGGAUUCUCUCGGCACAUUCGCUUCUGUUAGCCAAAUCCGCCGUUGAGCUGCUGGUGCGGACCGUCGUGGACCGCGUCAACCAGUUCAAUCGGUGGCAGUCAUGGGUUAUCUUGAUUGCCAUGAUCUCCCUUGCGCUCACACAACUAUUCUAUCUUCACCGCGGCCUGAAACAGUGCAGCACCAGCGUUCUCUAUCCAUUCGUCUUCUGCAUCUACAACAUCAUUGCCAUCCUCGACGGACUCAUUUAUUUCCGCCAGAUGUCGCAGUUGACGGGUUUUCAUGCGGGACUUAUCGCGCUUGGCACCAUCGUCCUUCUCAGCGGUGUACUUUGUCUCUCGUGGCGCUUGGAGGUGGUCGACAGCCACGCAGCCGUGACCGUUCCCGCGCCAACCCAGACCGCACUGGGACCGGGAAUGGCCAUUGUGGACGAACAUCCCCAAUCCCCUGUCGGCCUGGAACCCGAAGAAGACGAAGAAGCGCAAGUCGGCGAACGCGAACCUCUCCUCCGUGGCGCCCCUCCAUAUCGUGGCCUUCCUCAUCGACGCACCCCCAGUCUCCCUCUCCUCUCCCCAUCACAUCAACGGAGCUCCACCGACUUGGACCCAGCUUCGAUCUGGGCCGAGCUCGACGAUUCCGAUUACGACUAUGCCGACACUGACGUCCAAUCCCCAUUACUCCACCGUGCCGACCCAUUCAAAACCCGACCUAGGAGUAAGACAGGUCGAGACGGCUCCCUGCGUGCAUCCCGGCACCCACAACAUCCUCUGCAUGCUUCCCACCGACUGUCCCUUUCCGAACGACGAACCUCCGCCCCGGCUGCUGAAAUCCGUAAACCUCUGCAAAAGCAGCACGUGCAUUCCGAUGCUGCCCAUCCCUUGACCCGGGCAUACGGCACGCAAGAUGACCGCUCCGACCAGCUGUUUUCCAGCCAGACUCAUCCUCAUAGUCACGCACACCACGCAUCACCGAAUCCUACACACUCACAUUCCCAUUCUCAUUCCCGCCCCCUCGCAGGCCCGAGGAGCGUUUUCAACACGGCAUGGACAACUCUCGCCCGGUGGACGGGAUACCGACGACGUAGUUCCGACGAUCCCGAGGCUCUUGAUUCUCGUGAAGAUAACAACCACGGGCUAUGAUCAUUCGAUAUCCACCUACCCUAUCCAACCUCGGAAGUUUCCUUUCCUCAGAAUAGAACGAGAAAGACAGAAAGACAGAAUAUUAUGACGCAGUGUCACUGAUCGCAUGUUAUUAUGUAUGCAUGUAUGUUUGUACAGUACUCUCUUUCCUUUCCCUUUUGCUUAGUAUAACUCAUCACCAUAAGUGUCUUUUCUUUGUUUCUUUUUUAAUUAUCAAUAUAUAGAUCGAAGAGAUUAUCUACUAUACUUGCUUCCAUAUUUCCUCGUCUUCUUUUC